GCGUCUAUGAGUUCGUGAACAAGGCCAUCUACUCCUGGCCAUCAGAUGCAAAGGGUGCAUAUGUUUGCUUCUUAUCCAACCCGCAGAACUUGGAUAUCUCACACUUAAUUGGACGACCUGAGAUUUCGCCUUUUGCGCAAGCUUUGAAGUCGGCAUCCCACAUGCUCGUUGUGUUAAACAACAGGUGUAGCAUUUACUCUCGGCUAUGGUGUGUCUACGAGGCUUUUUUAGCUUACAAAUGGGACAAGCCAAUUACUGCGGCAAAAUCCGUGCAUCCAACGGCCGUGGCACAGAAUUGCUGCAUAAUUUGCAUCUAUGUGGCAUGCUCAUCCGCUGGGCUGUUGCUUCCCCUGGAGUUGCUUGGUGACUUGCAAAUUCCAUCUCAGAUUGCGUUUGCCAUGUUUUUCCUCCUCUCAUUGGGCCUGCUGGGAUCACGUGUCCGUCGACUCUCAGCAAUUCAUGCAGCUGUAGUUGCUUGUGCAGCGAUAUUUGCAGGUCUGAACUUCGCUGUAGGGAUUUCUUACGGGGCCUUUGGAUUCUAUGCGGUGCAAGACUUCUUACUUGGCUUGGGCCUCGUGGCUGCGCUGGAAGUGGAUCGGCAGAAUUCUCUACAGGCAUCCAAACGGACCGAGGAGCUUCGUCAUGGCUUCACAAGCUGUCGUAAUGCGCAAUGCUCUGCUGAGAGCGAUGCGGGCUUAAUUUGGAGCGAGAUCCAUAGCAGUGGGCUGGAGGAAGAGAUCGAGUAUACUGUGGGAGUCUUGCGCUCCAUGAACGUCUCCACGCGCGAGCUGCGUACAACCAUGGAGAGCACGGGCCCCUUGGGUGAUGCUUCUCACUGGAAUCGAACCAUGGUUGUGUCCAGCUUCCUUGCCUUCUGGGGAUUUUCGUAUAUUAGGCUGCUCGCCUACGGCCACGAACUACCAGAGUUGGAUGACUCCAACUACUGGUCUGUGGUGCGGAAGCCCCGUGUCGAUCAGUCCGUGACGCUGAGUCUUGAGAAGCCAGAGCCAGCAAGGGAGGAUGCCCCUGACACGGGCACUGACACGGGCACUAACUUGGCCGUAGCGGCCGUGGCGCUUCUAGAGCUAGUGAGCUCAUCGAAACAGGCACAGCAGAUCUUCGCACAAGAUUCUGGCCAAGAUGAGGGUGAAAGCGGUGCAGCAGGGUCUACACUACAUGUGCCCAUGGAUGAAGCCAUCUUUCGGGCGUCAGAUCAGACACAGGAGGGCCAAGGCGCUUGCCUUGAAGAUGCCAAGAGUGGGACCAUAGCAGCGAAGACAGCGAAGGAGGAGCCUCCUGCACCAAGCGAUAAAGACCAAGAGGAGUGCCAGAGAGGGAGCCCGAAGGCUCACGACGCAGAGGUCUCGGUGGAUGCUGGGCAUCGCCCAACGCAGCCCGGGUCUGGCAGCCAAGACCAA
Molecule: messenger RNA, 1418 nt
Organism: Symbiodinium pilosum
Lineage: Eukaryota; Dinophyceae; Suessiales; Symbiodiniaceae
Source: the annotation of a GenBank genome assembly